AUGGGCAAAAGCAAAGAACAACCCAUCGACCUGGUCGAUGUCAUCUCCCAGACCUACAGCGAAUCCAAAAUCAUCGUCGUCGCCUGCCUCACCUCCUGGCUGCUCUGUCGUCUCAAUUUCGGCGCUGCCUGGCUCCUCCUCAUCCUCGCCUUCCUCCGAACCCAACACCAGCUCUCCCUCCGCCGCGCUGAACGCUCCAUCCGCGACGAACUCAUCCGCGGCCAGGCCGAAAAGACACUCCAAAAGGGCGAAUCGGUCGAAUGGAUCAACAGCGUGAUUGGCAAACUGUGGCAUCUCUACGAACCCCAAAUCUGCAACCAGAUCGUGCGCUACGUCAACCACGAACUAGGCGGGCAGGUGGACUCCAAGAAAGUCGUGAUUCACUCUCUGGCCCUGUUUGAACAGCCGUUACGCGUGCUCAAGAUAAAAGCCUACUCCAAGCCCAACUCACCCAACUUCAUCCUCGACGCCGAAUUCUGCCUCAAAAUCACUCCCCCCGACGACCACCGCGUCCAUCUCCUCGAAAUCGGCGCCCACGAACCCCUAAUCGACAUGGCCAUCGUGCACACCAACACAGACGACCACAAAGCGCACGAUCUGGCUGUCCAGGUGAAGAACUUCACCGGCACCGGCGUGGUGCGCUUCGAAAUCGACCUCGAAAGCCUCCACCCACACUUACUGCAACCGCACAUUGAGCUCGAGGAGAAGCCGAAGAUGGACUGCACCAUCCGCACCAUCAGCCACCACCACUUCCCCUUUCAUUUUGCGCAUCAUGUGGACUGGCGGCGGGUCGUGGAAAUGCAGAUCCGCGCGGGGCUGGGACGCGCAUUCCAUCAGCCGCUGCCCUUGCCGUUUGGCAUUUGGGGGGAGGGGAUGAUGGUCAAGAUUAUGAGGGGGAUGUGGCAUUUGCAGCAUUUGUCUUAGUAUUACCAGUAUAAUGAAUUAUGAAAUAUAUUAUGAAAUACUCUCCUAACUCCUGAGCUG
Messenger RNA from Aspergillus wentii DTO 134E9, 984 nucleotides. RefSeq lists its product as uncharacterized. The transcript has a single exon. Lineage: Eukaryota; Fungi; Ascomycota; Eurotiomycetes; Eurotiales; Aspergillaceae. Bases 1 to 924 code for a protein of 307 amino acids. The record is from RefSeq and is a predicted model, not a curated record.